AUGAAGGUGAAGGCUGAUCGUGACGAGUCGAGCCCCUACGCUGCUAUGUUGGCUGCUCAGGACGUCGCUGUCCGUUGCAAGGAGCUUGGCAUCACUGCCAUCCACAUCAAGCUCCGCGCCACUGGUGGUAACCGGACCAAGACCCCCGGUCCCGGUGCCCAGUCUGCUCUCCGCGCUCUUGCCCGCGCUGGCCUCAAGAUCGGCCGUAUUGGACGUUACCCCCAUCCCUACUGA
This is a messenger RNA of Acanthamoeba castellanii str. Neff, 234 nucleotides long. Its product is annotated as ribosomal protein S11, putative. Gene Ontology annotation, biological process: translation; maturation of SSU-rRNA from tricistronic rRNA transcript (SSU-rRNA, 5.8S rRNA, LSU-rRNA); ribosomal small subunit assembly. The record is from RefSeq and is a predicted model, not a curated record. Bases 1 to 234 code for a protein of 77 amino acids. The transcript has 2 exons. Gene Ontology annotation, molecular function: small ribosomal subunit rRNA binding; mRNA 5'-UTR binding; structural constituent of ribosome. NCBI's taxonomy places the organism in Eukaryota, Discosea, Longamoebia, Acanthamoebidae. Gene Ontology annotation, cellular component: cytosolic small ribosomal subunit; ribosome.